This is a messenger RNA of Aspergillus pseudotamarii, 1167 nucleotides long. RefSeq names its product D-isomer specific 2-hydroxyacid dehydrogenase family protein. The transcript is spliced from 4 exons. Gene Ontology annotation, molecular function: NAD binding. Lineage: Eukaryota; Fungi; Ascomycota; Eurotiomycetes; Eurotiales; Aspergillaceae. The record is from RefSeq and is a predicted model, not a curated record. The coding region runs from base 73 to 1167 and encodes 364 amino acids.
GUGCAGUUCAGUGCAUGUUCAGUGCGUACUAAAGUAACAGUCCCAAUCCCAGACAAAUAAAGACAGAACACAAUGGGCGACGCAGCACUAGCACCAGCAUCCAAGGAAAAUCUACUGAUAACCUUCAUGCGCGACUUAGCGCCGGAUCAACUGGAAGAAAUCAAGGCCAAGUUCCCCCAGCUGGAAGUAUUAAGUGUGACGUUGAAGAUGGGGGAGGAUAUUCCUAGUGAACUAGCCAGAAAAGCAACUUACAUUGUUACAUUUACUAAUCUCCCGAAACCCGAGGAUGCCGAGAAUAUUAAAUUCAUCCACUUCCUCUCCGCCGGUCUGGACCAUGCUAUCCAGCACCCCAUCUUCAAGGAAACUGCCAUCCCCUUGACAAGCAGCUCUGGGGUGCAUGCGCCCCCGAUCGCCGAAUGGACGGUUAUGAACUGGCUCGUUCAUUCACGCAAGUAUGCAUACAUGUACGAAGGGCAGAGGAAACACGAAUGGCGCGAUAGCAACAGUGGGUACUUCCAGGGGGUGCACGAUCAAGUCGGGAAACGGGUUGGGAUAUUGGGGUAUGGGAGUAUUGGACGACAGAUCGGCCGCGUAUCCCAAGCCCUAGGCAUGACAGUCUACGCCUACACAGCCUCCCCACGACCAACCCCGUCCUCACGACACGACAACGGGUUUAUAGUCCCCGGAACAGGGGACAAAGAAGGCACGAUCCCCAUAUCUUGGCAUCAUGGAAUCGACAGAGCAUCUAUCCGCGAAUUCCUUAAACUCGGUCUGGAUCAUAUAGUCAUCUCGCUUCCGCUGACGCCGCAGACGACGCAUCUUCUCGGCGCGGAGGAAUUUGCGCUCUUGGCUUCUAGUCAGGGAUCGAAAGGCGUGAAACCGUAUUUGACAAAUAUCUCACGCGGAAAGGUCCUCGAUCAGGAGGCGUUGAUUGGCGCGUUGAAGUCUGGGGAUUUGAGCGGCGCGGCGUUGGAUGUGACGGAUCCUGAGCCCCUGCCUGCCGGGCACCCGUUGUGGGAAGUUCCUAAUGUACAGAUUAGUCCGCAUGUGAGUUCUUUGGGGGUGGAGUAUUUUCCGAGGUCGUUGGAUAUUGUCAAGGAGAAUGUGGGGAGGAUAAUGAAGGGGGAGGAUUUGUUGAAUGUGUAUAGGAGGGGGAAGGGGUAUUGA